AUGGUAUGUUUUUGUUUUCUGGUGGAUCAGAAGAGAGUAAUGAAAAAGACUAAACCGGUAGCUGGUUCCUGUUCCAGAUGUGGCUAUAGUGCACACGUUGCUGAUAUGUGUACUCUUACCAGAUUUUGUAAUAUCCCUUUUUAUUGGAAAUCUUGGAAGGCUAUUGUCUGUUGUUUCUGUGGUGCCAUUCUCAAGUCUUAUACAUAAUCAAUCGGUUAUUUUAAUUCACAAGUACAAUUAUAUCGUCUCUGUGUAAGGUGAUCAGGGAGAGGAAUAGGGUAGAAUAGAAAAUGGGGAUCACCCCCGGAUAUUAAUAUAGUAAGUGUGACACGAGUGCUUCCUUUUAAAACUUCUGCUUCCAUUUUCCUUUUUUCUUCUUUCAAAAAGUAGAUUGUCAUAAGUAUUUUUCUAUAUUAGAAGUUGGGUUCCAAGUGUCAAUCUUCAAUUUUGUUUGUCGGUCUAUGUGAGUCCUUGAUCAUCAGGAAUUUGUAUUGUUUAGAACAGUAUUAUUGGA
Lycium ferocissimum is the source of this 514-nucleotide messenger RNA. RefSeq lists its product as uncharacterized. The transcript has a single exon. Bases 1 to 207 code for a protein of 68 amino acids. The record is from RefSeq and is a predicted model, not a curated record. NCBI's taxonomy places the organism in Eukaryota, Viridiplantae, Streptophyta, Magnoliopsida, Solanales, Solanaceae.